AAAAAGUACACCAAGCCCUAUAGAGCGAACAGCCCCUACACUGACCACCUUUCUUUUGUCCUCCAGGUUCGUGUCAGCGGUACAGCUGUAAGGAGGGCACUGUUUGAAUCAGAGCGAGGCAUCUGCCAGCUGUGUUUCCUGGACGCUCACAGCUUGUACCAAAGCGUCACAGUUCUGAGCGUCCGCAAUCGACCGGCGUUCUUGGCGCGAACGCCUUAUUCCGCCCUCCCACAGAGGACGCUGAAAAAGAUGGUCAUGGAACCAAAAGAGGGAAUGUUCUGGGAGGCGGAUCAUAUUACGCCCGUGUCUGAGGGGGGUGGGGAGUGUGGAUUAGACAACUACAGAACCCUGUGCGUCAUGUGCCACAGGAAGGCCACCGAGGAAUUAAACCGAAGGCUCAAACAACAGAAAGUUCUUCAAUACUCUGCUGGAUAUGCAGACAUUUCGACGUUCUUUCGGCCGCUUAGCUAAUGACAAAUAGAACUGCCAUCGAGUCGCAAGCCACGUGAAAUGAAUGUAUUGACACAUACCUGUGGGGCGUUUCUAGUCAAGGAGUCUCAAACAACGGAGGGUCUUGUAACACGCCGCUGGAUACGUAUAUAUAGUGACGUUCGUUUGGCUAGUUAUAUAUAAUGACGUUCUUUCUCUCGCGGAGAAAUUUGAAAACGGCGUUUUCACUCUGAGAACGUAUCAGUUGUUUUUCAUCCACACUACGCCGGAUAAAAUUGAGAAGGCAGCGAUCAUAGGUCAUUUGGAUUUUUGAUUGAGGAGGACUCGGUCAGGGAAAUUACAUGAUUGUCGUGACGUCAUCGUUUUCGAAAAGCUCCGUUUUCAAAAUG
This is a messenger RNA of Orbicella faveolata, 839 nucleotides long. RefSeq lists its product as uncharacterized. NCBI's taxonomy places the organism in Eukaryota, Metazoa, Cnidaria, Anthozoa, Scleractinia, Merulinidae. The record is from RefSeq and is a predicted model, not a curated record.